AGUUCAAACAAACUUCCGGGAUCCGGUGUGAAUGAGAUGAACGUGACAGGUGUAAAUAGCGACUGAAAUCACAUAAAACCAUCGCAAAUUGAUGAACGAGUGAUAUAGGAAAGAUUCAAGACAUAUUUCAAGAUCAGCCGAGAACUUCUUUGAAGGAACAAUGGACUCAUCAGAAGCUGCCAGAGGGAAGGAGAGUGUUCAGAAAAGAUCUCCUCUAGAUCUGAUUAUGAACCAGCUGCGAAGAAAAACUUCUUUCACAGAGAGAAAGAAAACAUCUGUAGGACGACUCUUCCGACCAUCCGAGAGCAGCGACAGGAAAAAUGGAGGAAUACCUGAGAUAAAGGAAUCAGACCUCAGUGAAGGAAAAGAAAAUAAGGAGCCCGAGAGAGAGAGCAGCAUCACGGCUGAGGAGAGUGGCUCAGUUGUGGGCUGGGGUCGGGUCAAGCAGUUCAUGCAGAAGCUCGGCAAAACUCCUCACAGUCACAGCCUGAGCCUGAGCCACUGUGAUCUGACAGCCACAGAUUUAGUGGAACUGGCCACCCUGCUGCCGUUCAUGUCUGAGCUGGAGCUGAUGGAGCUGUCCUGGAAUGAUCUGCUCGGAGGCUCUCUGAAGGCUCUCACUGCACACCUGCAGCAUGUGGAGAAGCUCAGAAUGCUGAAGCUCUGCAGCUGUAGAUUAGCACCGCAGGACCUGACUGCUCUCGGCGAGGCUCUCGACUGCAUUCCUCUAAUAGAGGUGCUAGAUCUGUCCUGGAAUGUUGGCAUCGGCGCAGGAAAUUUCAGACACUUCACAGAACAAAUCCAACCUGAAAACAGACUGAAAGACCUCCGCCUGGUGGACUGCCAGCUCUCGGAGACAGACAUUACAGCUCUGAGUAAAGCUCUUCCACUGUUGUCUGGUUUGGAAGAAUUAGAUUUGUCUAAUAACAAGCUGUCAAUAAAGGGAAUGGAGAACCUCACCUCCUCCUUCAGCGCAACUCCAAGGCUGAAGACCUUAAAGCUGAGCAUGUGUGGACUCGGUAAAGACCAUCUCAGUGCCCUGGGCCAGGCGUUCAGGUUCAUCACUGCACUAGAGCACAUGGAUCUAUCGUGUAAUAAGGAAGCAGGUGGAGGUCUCAGUACACUGGCUGCUAAUCUACUUCUCCUCACACACUUGAGAAGUUUGGACAUGCAUCUGUGCUGUCUAACAAAGGACGAUGUGCUGACUUUAGUCCAGGUAGCUCCAUCUCUUAAAGAGCUCAGAGAGCUGGAUUUAUCAUCCAACAAAAGUGUUGGAGACACACUCCAGAAUCUUCUGCAAAGCCUUCCUCUUUCUCAAAUGACCAAGCUUCCACUGAACAACUGUGACUUGAGUGAUUCUGCAUGCCAGGCUCUUGCUACCGUCAUGCAGACGCUGAAACGGCUUGAAAGUUUGAAUUUGUCUUGGAACAAAUGUGUUGGGGAAAAUCUGAGGGAGUUUCUGGAGCCCCUGCAGGCUGAUUGCAAACUACAGGAACUCAGACUGAGCAGCUGUAAUCUAACCACAGAAGAUGUGCUACAUCUAGAAUCUGCCUGCCAGCGUGGAGCUCUUUCCCAGCUGAAGCUGCUGGAUUUGUCCUACAAUGGCAGUGUGGGAGAUGGUGGUUGGACGUCUCUUUUUGGUAAAGCUGCUAGUCUGAAAGGCCUGGAGGAGCUGGAUGUCAGCCUGCGUCCUUCCGCAUCCCUCUCCGUCUCCCCCUGGCUGCCCGCCUUGUUGGAGGCUCUUCCACAGCUCACGUCCCUCAGCCGUCUGUCUCUGCAGCACUGGACUCUGAGCUCAGCUGAGAGAGACAAGCUGGAAAAAAUUCUCAGCAAGAAAAGCGCCAUCCUGGAAUGUGACAGACUGAACACACCAACCCCAAAGGCAGCAGGUUAAUGAGAAGCAUUAGGCAAUUAUAGUUUUCCAAGUUACUGAAGUUGCAAAUCAAGAUGUUACUGAGAAUGAGGUAUUGAUUAAAAGGCAUUCUGAUUUUUAUAUCACAAAUUAACA
Messenger RNA from Danio rerio (zebrafish), 2008 nucleotides. The record is from RefSeq and is a predicted model, not a curated record. Lineage: Eukaryota; Metazoa; Chordata; Actinopteri; Cypriniformes; Danionidae.